UGGAGCUUCUGGUCGGCAACCUCCCCCGCUUGCUUGCUUGUCGCAAAGGUGCCCCUGCCCAUAGGACAACGACGACCACUCAAUCGAUACCCCCAUCUGCCAAUUCUUGCGCCUUUGUAAUUUGAGAUUGCCUUCAUCGCAACCAUGUCAGGCAGAUUUGCUUUCAACAAAGGCUUGAAGGAGGUCCGCUUCCUGUUCUGCCAGACGGGCGAGCACAGCGCUGCCACAAGAUCAUUCCUCCUCCGAAACUACCCUGCCAUGAAGAAGGAUAACCCGGCGACACCGGUUUUGAUUCGAGAUGCGUCCGGCACGCUACCCAAGGUCUAUGCGAGAUUCGAGUUCGGUAAGGAGAAGAGUCAGUCGUUGGAAGGUCUGUCCGACCAGCAAAUCGAGGAGACGGUAUCAUCCCUCGUCAAGAACAACUCUUGAGCUGGGAAGUGAGAGGAGCCGUGAAGCAUGUCUAUGACACCAGCAUCCUUGACGCUACAUAUAACCCGCUGUGGUGGCAUAAUGAAACCCGCAACCCCUUCGACGCAACCGAUGGAUGGGUACGAUUGUUGAAUUCAUCGAGAAAGUUACCGCUUCAGUCGCCAAAUUCUAGGCUCACAGGUCUUUAAUGAUAUUAUACUCUGAGAUGAGGAAUCGCAGUUAUCAUUGAGGCAAUGCCCACCACCUUAGAGAAGCGAUUUGGAAACACUUAAUACAGCUCCGCAACUUUGCC
Neurospora tetrasperma FGSC 2508 is the source of this 721-nucleotide messenger RNA. RefSeq names its product NADH/ubiquinone oxidoreductase. The coding region runs from base 145 to 429 and encodes 94 amino acids. The record is from RefSeq and is a predicted model, not a curated record. NCBI's taxonomy places the organism in Eukaryota, Fungi, Ascomycota, Sordariomycetes, Sordariales, Sordariaceae. The transcript is spliced from 4 exons.